Molecule: messenger RNA, 1696 nt
Organism: Anopheles darlingi
Lineage: Eukaryota; Metazoa; Arthropoda; Insecta; Diptera; Culicidae
Gene: GluRS-m
Product: probable glutamate--tRNA ligase, mitochondrial
Exons: 3
Coding region: 68-1696 (542 amino acids)
Biological process (GO): glutamyl-tRNA aminoacylation
Molecular function (GO): glutamate-tRNA ligase activity; tRNA binding; zinc ion binding
Source: RefSeq, a predicted model, not a curated record
GAUUCCGCUGUUCGGAAAAACCACAACUGUUUCGUCAUUCCGGAAUGUUUCCCGUUCGCAAUCAACGAUGAACCUCAUUUUCGUCACCUUUUGGCGCACUAGUCUUCCACGGGGGUUGCCGAAGAGGCUGAGCACAACACCGGCAACCAGUUUCCGUUCAUACUGUGAUCAUAGGACACCGGUAGAGACCACACCUUCGGACGCGAAAAGGCCAAACGAUGGAGAGGUUGUGCGGGUACGAUUCGCCCCUAGUCCAACAGGUUUCAUGCACCUCGGAGGACUGCGAACGGCGCUGUACAACUAUCUGUAUGCCAAGGCACACGGUGGACAGUUUGUGCUGCGUAUUGAAGACACGGAUCAAGAGCGGUUUGUCGAGGGAGCAUCGGAAAAACUGUACGCCGACCUCAAGUGGGCCGGUAUCGAACCAGACGAAGAUCCAUUCAAGGGUGGCCCUCAUGGACCGUACACCCAGAGCCAGCGGUACGAGAUCUAUAAGCGUGAGGUGAAGAAACUAAUGGAAGAUGGUCGGGCCUAUUACUGUUUCUGCACCGAGCGCCGGCUGGAGUUGUUGCGCAAGGAAGCGCUUCGUUUGCGGCAGGUUCCAAAGUAUGACAAUAAGUGUCGUCAUCUUACGCCGGGUCAGGUGGCGGAACGAUUGGCCAAGAAUGACAAAUUCUGCAUACGCUUCAAACUUCACUCUAAAGGCGAUGAGUUCCAAGAUGCUAUCUUUGGAAAAAUCGUUUACUUUAUUGCACAGCAGGAGGGCGACCCGAUUUUAAUUAAAUCUGACGGUUUUCCGACGUAUCACUUUGCAAACGUGGUCGACGAUCACUACAUGCGCAUCACGCAUGUGCUACGCGGUGUGGAGUGGCAAAUUUCCACUCCAAAACAUAUUCAGCUGUUUCACGCGUUCGGCUGGCGACCGCCACAGUACGCUCAUCUGCCACUGAUCAUGAAUCCGAACGGGACGAAGCUCAGCAAACGACAGGGUGAUGUGCAGUUGGAGCACUACCGUAACAAUGGCACCUUUCCGCAGGCGCUGCUUAACUACGUCACGCAGAGUGGUGGAGGAUUUGGGCGCGAGUUGCUGGAAAUUACAGCACCACAACUACCGGACCUAGUUCGGUUGUUUGACCUGAAGAAGAUUAACACAAACUCUAGUCGCCUAAACCCGGAACUUUUGAAGCAUUUCAAUCGCGCCGAAAUACGACAUAAGCUUGAAAACGAUAGUGUGGCUGCCGAAGGAAUCGUACGCGAAGUUACCGAGAUGGUACGGAAAGAGUUCCCCAAAGAGAGCAAACAGCUGCAACUGGAACCAGAGCAUGUGCGAGAAGUACUGAGCUGGUCUCUGCCGCGGAUCGACUCCUUGCACGAUCUCGUCCGGGGUAAACUAUCCUUCCUCUGGGUACUACCGAAGCCAACGAAGGAAAAGAUUGUCGAUACUGACAUCUUGACACUGCUGGCGAAAAACCUCUCCACUGAGACGGAUGUACCGGAGUUUAGUAAGGCGGAACUGAGCCGUUUCAUCAAAACAUUUGCCGAGCGGAACCAUCUUGCAUUUGAGAAGCUGAUGAAGGCACUGCGCGCGGGAUUGAGUGGACUGCAGGAAGGUCCCUCGGUACCGGAAAUGAUGGAAAUUCUGGGACGUGAAAAGACAGUGCAACGAAUCGUGUUGGCAACGGGAAGGCAAAAGUAA